AUGUUUUUUAUUAAUAUAAAUAAACUUAUAGAGUUGUGUAAAAUUAGAAAUAAUGUUUUAAAACAUUUUCCAAUAAUUAUUGUUGUAGCAGUUCAAUCAUCUCAUAAUCAAAGACGCAAUCUUAUUGGCUACUAA
This is a messenger RNA of Vairimorpha ceranae, 135 nucleotides long. RefSeq lists its product as hypothetical. The record is from RefSeq and is a predicted model, not a curated record. Bases 1 to 135 code for a protein of 44 amino acids. NCBI's taxonomy places the organism in Eukaryota, Fungi, Microsporidia, Nosematidae. The transcript has a single exon.